AUGGAUAUAGCGGCAACCUCCGUGGCUCUGGUUGGUACAUCCGCCACCAUGCUGCUGUGUGUCAUCGCCGGCAUCUCUCUCCUGAUAGAGAUACACGCAUUCUACGACGACGCCAUUUUGCAGCUAUCGGAAUUCAAGGAGAUGGCAGAUGAUGCAUGGUCGACGAUGGAGCUAUCGCAUCAAGAGGUGCGAAAGAAGCGACAGAUAUCAAAAAGAAGUUAUGGCCACAACUGUCCUUGCCAGAUGAUGAACAAGUUGAGCUGUCCACCAGGGCCACCCGGUCCACCUGGAAAACAGGGCAGUCCCGGAGUGCCUGGUAUGAGAGGUAUGAAAGGCAAGCGCGGCCGAGAUGGAAUUGUGGUCCAUUUUGGAUUCCUGUCUAGCAGCUGUGUUCAAUGUCCGGCUGGUCCUCCAGGACUUCCUGGAAUUGACGGACUUCCUGGGGCGCCGGGACGAGAUGGCGCACAGGGCUUAAACGGCAACGAAGGAGCUCCGGGUUUACCUGGUCUGCAAGGAGUUGAAGGAGAUGCGGGUGUCGAAGGCGUUAUGGGAAGUCCUGGAACAGAUGGCGCACCAGGCACUCGCGGACAAAGAGGCGUUGGUACCCCAGGUCCCGCUGGUCCACCCGGACCUGCAGGACCUCCUGGAGCACCUGGAAGAACAGGCGAUUUUGGCUGGUCUGCUUUUCCCGGCCCCCCUGGACCAGCAGGACAGCCAGGAAAGCCGGGUGUCCCUGGGUUAGAUGGAGAACCUGGGAUUGCCGGUGAACCCGGUUCAGUUGGUUUUGAUGCUAUAUAUUGUCCUUGUCCGAAGCGUGCAUCUCAUUAUCAGCAUUUGAAAGCACUGUCAAAAAAUCUCGCCGUUAUCACUGUUACCAGGAAGAUUGAAGUCGCCGAUGGUCAUUAUCAAAAAAAUUCCGACAGUGAGAAUCACAAAUCAGAUAGUCUCACAUCAUUGGGCUACACUCAAACGUUUUAUUUUUGA
Cylicocyclus nassatus is the source of this 984-nucleotide messenger RNA. Lineage: Eukaryota; Metazoa; Nematoda; Chromadorea; Rhabditida; Strongylidae. The record is from the annotation of a GenBank genome assembly.